AUGCAAAUUGCAAAAGACUUCAACCAACAGUGUCUGCAGAGCGGCAGGCCCCAGGACAUGGUCCCUGAGGAGUGGCUCUGCGACACAAUAUUUUGUGACGAGAAAGGGAUCGUGUUGAGAAUGAGAGAAAACAGCCCCCCUUAUGGCGGCGAGGACGAGCCGGAGUCGGGUGUCACUACACCUGAACUGUUCAAAAUAAGAAAAAAGAAAAUGGAACAAAUGAAGCCGCACCGUUUCGUUGUAACGGCUCCAGCCGGGUAUAUAGCGAAGGCCGGCAUUAAAAUCGGCACUGUGCUACCGCUGCUGAGCAAAGAAAAAAUGGAGAAGAUUUUUGACAAUCAUUUUGCGCAGCCGAAGAACUACAGAGAGCCUCUGUUGCUGCCGGACGGCCGCGUGAUAAAAUAA
Messenger RNA from Eimeria tenella, 405 nucleotides. RefSeq lists its product as uncharacterized. Lineage: Eukaryota; Apicomplexa; Conoidasida; Eucoccidiorida; Eimeriidae. The coding region runs from base 1 to 405 and encodes 134 amino acids. The record is from RefSeq and is a predicted model, not a curated record. The transcript is spliced from 5 exons.